GAUGGUGGUGACCUCAUGUGGGCUUCCUCAGCAGUGUUUAAAGUCCAGAGGAGAGGGGACUUGUCGCCUACGCACACCAGCUUGCUCCCACUCCUCCCUGCCUGCACAUCUGCCUGGACAAGGGCUCCGGGGCCUUCAUCUGAACUGCAGCAUGCGGCUGCUUUUUGAGGCAGCAGUUCUGUGCCUGACGCUAGGCUUUGGGCAAUCCACUGAGGAAACAACACAGGAGAACACCGGGCACCAGGUGCCACAAGCAGAGUCAUCCUAUGCAGACUGGGGCAUCGAGGCCAUCCGGGACAGCUUUGAAACGGUUAAUGGCUACUUUGACUCCUUCUUGGAACUGUUGGGGGGGAAGAACGGCGUUUGCCAAUACAGAUGUCGAUAUGGGAAGGCUCCAAUGCCGCGACCUCACUACAAACCCCAAGAACCCAACGGCUGUAGCUCCUAUUUUCUGGGGCUCAAGCUGGAUUUGGGCAUCCCUGCCAUGACCAAGUGCUGUAACCAGCUGGACGUUUGUUAUGACACCUGUGGGGCCAACAAAUACCGCUGCGACGCCAAGUUCCGCUGGUGCCUUCACUCCAUCUGCUCUGACCUCAAGCGCAGCCUUGGGUUCGUCUCCAAGGUGGAAGCUUGUGAAUCCAUUGCAGAUACCGUGUUCAACACCGUCUGGACCCUGGGCUGCCGGCCCUUCAUGAACAGCCAGAGGAGCGCCUGCAUUUGCAAUGAGGAAGAACGAGAUGAAUUGUGAAGAGCAGCAGCUGCCCCGGCUCCAGGAGCCUGCAGCCAAGCAUCCCCUCUCAGCUAUGACACUUGAGCACAGUGAUUUCUGUCAGCCCUCUGGCCUAGCGCAGGAUGGGGGGACCUAUGCCAACCAACACACAUCAACUACAGCUUUUGGGCAGAGGGCUGUGAAAGCGGAGACAGCCUGUGAGUACUGGGCAGUGAUGCCUGCUGUCCGCCACAGAUGCAGCUCAACAGCCAUACCCCUUUCCAAGUCCAUCACUCUGAAUGAUCUGACGCCAAUUUUCUCUACAGACUGAUGAGGAGAGGGGAGCAGGAUGCAGUGCCAGUUAUAAACAAGGGCCUUCACUUGUUUGUUGGCCUUAGACCUAUGUGCAUUAGCUCCUCCUACCCCUUAACUCCCUAAUUUGCAUUGGGCUUCUAGAGCCCCUGAAAAUCCUAGUUCGUGGACACAUUAUUUGUGCUUUUCCACCACUGGUUACAGACUGAAGAGGGGUAAUUUGCUUUCAGUAUGUGGCUCACACCCAUCCCUGGUAUUUUCCAUCCUGUCAUUGUGCACCCCGACAACCCUGCUUAUUUAAAUACUUGGUGGACUGAAACCUGAUUUAACAUUCAGGGAUUUGGUAAGCACGAGAAAGACUUCAGGAGUUUGUGUUACAGGCACAACUCAUGUCUGGGCAGAAGGGGACCAAAGCCCAUUGUGUCUGAGAUGUGGAAUCACUGCCUUCUCCCACAGUUUCAGGAGAAGAAGGUGCUUUUCUUUUGUGGUGUCAUCCAGAUCUAUUUAAUUAUUUUCCUCCUGUAUCAUUUAACAACGCUGUUCCCUUAGGAUUCCAUUUUACACAAAAUGGCUGGGUAUACACCUCCAUCUUUUGCACAAGGGAAACAAGAGGCUCACACUUGCCUUUUGGAGGAGAUAUUAAAAAUCCUGGAGGCUUAUUUGUCGGGUGGCAGGGUUUACGUGAUGCCUCCAUGAGGCAGAGACACUGCCAGCUGGGGAGAUCAGCCACCCUAGACGGCAUUCUUCCUACAACGUGGUUAAUACUUCCAUCUGCUAUUGAGAGCCUUUAUUGCAUGCAAAAUUAGGAUGUAAGUGAUACAUGGAAUUUCACCAACAUGUAACAUUUGCAGACAGCUUUCAUCUGUGUUUCUCGUUGAAAAGAAGUUGCUACUGGCUGUGUGCGCCAUGCCACAUCAAUACUUUAGCAUCAUCUGCAAACAUAUUUAUGGUUAUGUUCCUCCAUCUGCCAGAGAAAAGUUAGAGCUGCAGCAGGGCGAUUUGACAAGAAUGGAAGUUUGUGUUUGUGUAUUAAUGCAUGCAUGGAGCUAUAAAGUAUUUAAGCCCCACAUUCUUGUACUUGCUAGUCAUUGUUUUACGGUGAACAGCAAUGAGAUAUUCAUUGCCCUAAACAGAUUGAAACGAGACCACACUGGUAUUAAUGCCAGGAAAAUUAAGUGACAGCAUGAGGGGUACUGGGCUGUUUUCUGUUAAGGAGAACCUUAAUUUACACCUAUUAGAUGCCGCAAUGUCCAUUCCUAGCUGUGUUAACACCACUGCACGAAUGCUGCAUUGCCAAGGUUCAUUGCAGUGUGCGUCUAUCAGAGAGCAUGAGGCUGGACAGGCAGUCUGAUCAGCUGGCUAAGAAACAUGUGGUUUUGGCUAGGGAUGGGAAGGAAGUAUUCCUUGUUCCAGACAUUUGCUAAACUUUCUGUUUUGUUGGUGAAAUGGUGCCUGUUGCUGGUUUUAAAUGUAAGCAUACUCUUACGAUUAAAAGGUAAAACUGAAAAAAAAAAAAGAAAAUUUAUCUUGUCUACGCUCAACAGCCAACUUGUUGGCAAAUAUCUUAAAGCAUUUUAUAUUUCAGGCAGCAUCAGGUUAAUGCCAGGCCAAGCAACUGAUGACAGGUGAUAUACACUGGAGAAACCGAAGGGUUCUGAACAAAAUCUCUCUAUCCACACACUGACGUUUUGGAGACACCACUAACAUAAAUCAUAAUUUCUUCACCCUUUCAGUCCACCGUUCAUCUCCAAACACUGCAGACUGCUGCAGGUGGGGCAGCUACUGAAUAUCCACUACAAAGCUCAGCUGUGGCAUUCCGAAAAAAACCCAUGAGCAGUUCUAAAAGGAAAUUUUUUAACCUUCAAGUGGUGGCAGUUUCUCAAGAAACCAGCACAUAAUCCUGCAUAGGAGAAAAGCAACGUAUGAACUAGAGAAAAACGUCUGCAUCCCAACCAAAAGCUGCUUCCCCUCUGUGCUGCUCCUGCCACUCGGUGGUGUACAGCUGCUGAUCAUGGGACUUGGCACGUCACUGCACAAACCCUGGGUCAUCUUCCUCUUCACCCUGCUCUGAACAGGAAGCAGACACUGUGCUCACCCAAUGGCUUCCUGUGUAUUGGCAGGAUUAUUUGCAGCUCUUGCUGAUGUUCAACACGUUUGGCCAGUGUGUCCUCUUCCUAGUAACAGUUCCCCAGACAGCAAUCUCUGUGUCUCUGCUGAGGACACAAAAGCAGGGGCUAGGACAUCAGGUAGUAGGUGUUUACUCCUGGACAUCCAACAUUCAAACAUUCACUUUACAUCCUAAGAGAGAAUGAAGUGGCACCAGCCAGAACACCAAGCGCAAAGCAGCCCAGAACUACGGCUGGCAGUGCUGGUUGGACUCUUGGGAGCACUCGUCAAGCACAGUGCCGUCUCACACAUGCAGUGCCUGCUCAGGCAGCACAUGUAGCUUCCACUCUGUGGCGUGGCCGAUUAAAUUAAACAAACAAACCCCUUGGCUCUCAGAUGAGUUUGGCCUUUUGAUUUCAUGUCCAGGCUGCAAUGCUGAAAAAGAAGACAGAUGGAAGGAAGAGGUCAAAACUGGGGAGCACUAAAAGACUUUGAAAAAUGGUUUCAUUUGUGCCUAGGAGCCAUCCCCUCUACAUCAGAGGAGGUAUGGACAUACGGCAGUGGCAGACAGCAGACUUUCUAUCCUGCUGGCAGGGCAAACGCAACAUCUUUGCAGACUACUCGAUUCACACAGCCACACAGCGCAGCAAAGAGCCCUCCUCCUUGCUC
Molecule: messenger RNA, 3796 nt
Organism: Cuculus canorus (common cuckoo)
Lineage: Eukaryota; Metazoa; Chordata; Aves; Cuculiformes; Cuculidae
Gene: PLA2G12B
Product: phospholipase A2 group XIIB
Exons: 4
Coding region: 2-748 (248 amino acids)
Biological process (GO): cholesterol homeostasis; phospholipid metabolic process; triglyceride homeostasis
Cellular component (GO): extracellular region
Molecular function (GO): A2-type glycerophospholipase activity; calcium ion binding
Source: RefSeq, a predicted model, not a curated record